AUGACUUAUACGGUUGCUCCUCAUCUUGAAUACUUUACGAUUCCCCUCGCCCAAUUCGUGGCUGCCCGGCCUGAGUUUGAAGGGUUUGGUGUCGGCGCGUACAUCUUUUCGCAUGCCGAUCCCAUCCCGCGCGUUCUGCUUCUCCAGCGAUCACUGAGCGACUCAAUGCCUGGGUGCUGGGAGGGACCCGGGGGUGCAUGCGAAGAAAGUGAUCCAACAAUACUCGAUUCCCUUGUUCGUGAAACGCUCGAAGAGAGUGGGUUACACGUGUCUCGCGUUAUUGACCUCGUGGCGGUAGAUUGCUGGGAGCAUCAUCGCCGCAAUAGCGACAAAAUACGCAUCAUCAAAUAUUCAUUCAUUGUUGAGGUUCAAGAAGCGCUACGAGAAUCCGCAAAACCGGAACAGGUGCCAACGCUCCAAAUACCUGUUCGACUCGAAGCAAUAGAGCACCAGAAUUUCGAUUGGGCAACGGAGCAAGACGUUCAGCUUUCUGUUCAGUCCUGUAAUGGUCGAUACAAACUCCCAUUGUUCCCCACUGGGCAUCAAGGCCUUAACAUCCUCCGGGCUUUUGAACUGGCGAAAAAUCGACAGAGCUAG
Molecule: messenger RNA, 597 nt
Organism: Penicillium paradoxum
Lineage: Eukaryota; Fungi; Ascomycota; Eurotiomycetes; Eurotiales; Aspergillaceae
Product: NUDIX hydrolase
Exons: 1
Coding region: 1-597 (198 amino acids)
Source: RefSeq, a predicted model, not a curated record